Molecule: messenger RNA, 1460 nt
Organism: Eublepharis macularius
Lineage: Eukaryota; Metazoa; Chordata; Lepidosauria; Squamata; Eublepharidae
Gene: MAFA
Product: MAF bZIP transcription factor A
Exons: 1
Coding region: 378-1376 (332 amino acids)
Biological process (GO): regulation of transcription by RNA polymerase II; retinal rod cell development
Cellular component (GO): nucleus
Molecular function (GO): DNA-binding transcription factor activity, RNA polymerase II-specific; RNA polymerase II cis-regulatory region sequence-specific DNA binding
Source: RefSeq, a predicted model, not a curated record
GCCGCUCGCUGCAGCCGCCGGUGGUGCCGCGACGGGGCGGGGAGGGCAGAGCCGGGCCGGAGCCUCGGGCGGCCGCUGCCUGCGAGCAAGAGAGCGAGCGAGCGAGCGGGGAGGGCGGGGGCGCCGCCGCCGGACCCUGCCGCCGGCCCCCCGCCGCCCCGUCUGGGCUGCCGCCGGGACCGUCCUUGGCGCGGCCGCCGGCCAGGGAGGCAGAAGCGCCGGUCGGCGGCGCCCCCCGGCGGGCCCGCGUCCCUCGGGGCGCCCUGCGGGCUCCUCCGCCUUGGCGCGGCCGGGGGCGCCUUGGCGGGCGAGGGCGGCGCGGCCGUCGAGGGCCCGGCGAGUGAGCGCCCGCGCCGGCGGGCCGCCUAUGCGGUGAGAUGGCGGCGGAGCUGGCGCUGAGCGCGGCGGACCUGCCCAGCAGCCCGCUGGCCAUCGAGUACGUCAACGACUUCGACCUGAUGAAGUUCGAGGUGAAGAAGGAGCCGGCCGAGGCCGAGCGCUUCUGCCACCGCCUGCCGCCGCCGGGCUCGCUCUCGUCCACGCCGCUCAGCACGCCCUGCUCCUCCGUGCCCUCCUCGCCCAGCUUCUGCGCGCCCAGCCCCGGCGGCCAGCCCGCGCCCGGCCUGGGCCACCCGCCCGGCGGCGGCGGCGGCGGCCCGGCGGGCGCGGGCGGCAAGGCGCAGCUGGAGGACCUCUACUGGAUGUCCAGCUACCAGCACCACCUCAACCCGGAGGCGCUCAACCUCACGCCCGAGGACGCCGUGGAGGCCCUCAUCGGCGCGCCGCACCCGCACCACCACCACCACCACCACCACCACCACCACCCGGCCGCCUACGAGGGCUUCCGCGGCGCGCAGCCCUUCCCGGGCGACGAGCUGGCGCCGCCCGCCGCGCACCACGGCCACGGCCACCACCACCACCCCGCGCACGCGGCCCACGGCCACGGCCACGCGCACGCCGGCCACGCGCACCACCUGCGCCUGGAGGAGCGCUUCUCCGACGAGCAGCUGGUCUCCAUGUCGGUGCGCGAGCUCAACCGGCAGCUGCGCGGCUUCAGCAAGGAGGAGGUCAUCCGCCUCAAGCAGAAGCGCCGCACGCUCAAGAACCGCGGCUACGCCCAGUCGUGCCGCUACAAGCGCGUCCAGCAGCGGCACAUCCUGGAGAGCGAGAAGUGCCAGCUGCAGGGCCAGGUGGAGGCGCUCAAGCAGGAGGUGGCCCGCCUGGCCAAGGAGCGCGACCUCUACAAGGAGAAGUACGAGAAGCUGGCCGGGCGCGCCUUCGCCGCCGCCGCCGCCGCCCCCCGCGAGGCCCCCGCCCCGCCGCCGCCCGGCUCCGCCGCCGCCGCCGCCAAGCCGCCCGCGGACUUCUUCCUGUGAGCGCCCCGGCCCGGCGGCCCGCCCUGUAAAUACCCGCGCCGGAGCGCGGCCCGACAGCCCGUGGACAGCAGCCGGCGCGGCCGC